Paramecium sonneborni is the source of this 254-nucleotide messenger RNA. The record is from the annotation of a GenBank genome assembly. NCBI's taxonomy places the organism in Eukaryota, Ciliophora, Oligohymenophorea, Peniculida, Parameciidae.
GCUAAAAUAUAAUUGGCUAUUGCUACAAUGAAGAGAAAUAAAAAUGAUUAUAGAUUGAUUACAAAAAAUGAAUUUAGAGAAAAGAGUUAAAACUUUCCAUAAGCAGGAAUAAAAGGAGUAUUGAAUUAUAAUAGUGAUUCGCUGUAUGAUGAAAAAUUAAUUUUAUCCAUUAUUGGUUGAAUAGUAACAAGUGAGAAUACUUCAAAGUAAAUUGCUACAUUUUCAGGAAAUUGAAGAUUCAAAUAUUUGAAAUA